GCGCAUUCUGCAGGACUGCCCAGUGUUGUGCAACUUGUUCUCAGGGAUGGGGGAAAGGAGGGUUUUCAGAAAGUCAGGCUCCUCUCUCAAAGUGCUGCGUCUUGCUGUGGAGUGUGAAUAACUAAACAGGAACGAUGCUGAGACCUUUGUGCCGUCAGAUCCGCUGGUCCAGGAAGAAAUUGGUGCGAUGGCCGAACAUGGGACUGACUGUGAGCUGCCACAGAGACGGACUGGAUCCAAGGAGCAGCAAAAUGGGAAGUUUGCAGAUGGCGUGUCACUGGCUGAGAGGAAGCAGCGGGAGAAGGAGGAGCGCCUAGGCCUGGUGCUGUGGAAAAAGCCCCUUGUGACGCUGCACUACUUCUUGCUAGAGACCCUGAUCACCCUGAAGGACUGGACCUGGAAGCUGUACCGGCAGAAGGGGCCUGUAUUCGCCGUGCUAGUGCUUUGCGCAGUCUUCUCCAUGGCCUACUCCGUCGAGGGAGCCCAUCAGAAGUAUGUGCAGUACCUGGAGAAGAAAUUUCUCUGGUGUGCCUACUGGGUAGGCUUGGGCGUGCUGUCAUCCGUCGGCCUGGGGACAGGCCUCCACACCUUCCUGCUGUACCUGGGUCCUCACAUAGCGUCUGUCACCCUGGCGGCGUAUGAAUGUAACUCCGUGGACUUCCCCGAGCCCCCUUACCCCGAGCAGAUCAUCUGCCCCCAGGACGAGGUGGUCGGGGGAGGCAUCUCCUUGUGGGCCAUCAUCUCCAAGGUCCGCCUCGAGGCCUGCAUGUGGGGGGCGGGCACAGCCAUCGGGGAGCUGCCCCCGUACUUCAUGGCUCGUGCGGCCAGGCUCUCGGGCACCGAGCCAGACGACGAGGACUAUGAGGAAUUUGAAGAGAUGCUGGAACAGGCUGAGAGCGCUCAGGACUUUGUAACCAGAGCGAAGCUGGCAGUCCAGAAAAUGGUCCAAAAAGUUGGAUUUUUUGGAAUUCUAGCUUGUGCCUCCAUCCCAAACCCCCUCUUUGACUUGGCUGGGAUAACAUGUGGUCACUUUUUGGUUCCGUUCUGGACCUUCUUUGGUGCAACACUUAUUGGGAAAGCCGUUAUUAAAAUGCACAUCCAGAAACUGUUUGUUAUCAUAACGUUCAGCAAGCACAUAGUGGAACAGAUGGUGUCCCUGAUCGGAGUGGUCCCGGUGCUGGGCGCCUCACUCCAGAAGCCCUUCAGCGAUUACCUGGAAGCUCAGCGGGCCAAGCUUCACCAUCGAGCCGGCGAGGGCACUCCAGCGGGGGAGAACUGGUUGUCCUGGCUGUUCGAGAAGGUGGUGAUCAUCAUGGUCUGCUAUUUCGUAUGCUCCAUCAUUAACUCCAUGGCACAGAGUUACGCCAAGAGAAUGCAGAGCAAGAAAUACUCAGAAGAGAAAACCAAGUGAUUAACUGAUAGCUAAGCCGGCGUUCUCCUCAUCGUCAUCGCCAUUUUUAUAUUUUCAUUAGUAGAGCUCUGUGUUUACAGUAGGUUACCGCUAUUUUUCCCCUUUCUUACUCCCUCGCCAUUGAACAUAAUUUAUUGCAGAAUGUCUUUCUAUAUGCCGACCGCUUGACUUUGUGGACGGGGUAACCCGGAGGCUGUGCAGUUCAAAGACAAUAUAAAACCCAUUUCAGACUUUGAGCGGCAGUUGGACGGCAUGCGUCUGUGGCUAACGUGCGUCGCUGCGAGUCCUCGUGCGACCCGGCAGCACCCGGCUGCCAGUAAAGUGAACAGCACUCGCUCUGUUUACUCGAUUUAUUUAACUGGUGUGUGCUUGUACAGAUGAGCCUAAUGGGUUUAGUUUUUCUGCGUGUAAGGUCAUGUAACUGUGAUACUAAUGACUUACUUUCAGGGCUUUAUUUUUAAUUGUUUUACGUUAUUUAUCAGUACUGUUUUUCCACAUUGUUAAAUAAGGAUAGCAAUAUCUAAAUGGAUAGACAUGGUAUUUAAACUGAUUGCACAUCCUGUAAAUAAUUACUUCAGGUUAUCAGUAUGCACAUUUAUAUCUUAAUAGUACAGAAAUGGAUUUUGGGAGAAAAUGAUUUCAUUUGUAACUGUAAAUACUGCAGUCCGUGUCAUUUUUACUCUGUACGCUUAGACUGACCCUCCACACUUUAUAAAGCCGCCAUGAAUCAUUCUGCA
Brienomyrus brachyistius is the source of this 2148-nucleotide messenger RNA. RefSeq names its product vacuole membrane protein 1 (gene vmp1). Gene Ontology annotation, cellular component: membrane; endoplasmic reticulum; endomembrane system. The coding region runs from base 188 to 1411 and encodes 407 amino acids. The transcript is spliced from 12 exons. Lineage: Eukaryota; Metazoa; Chordata; Actinopteri; Osteoglossiformes; Mormyridae. The record is from RefSeq and is a predicted model, not a curated record. Gene Ontology annotation, biological process: Golgi organization; autophagy.